Messenger RNA from Ipomoea nil (Japanese morning glory), 680 nucleotides. RefSeq names its product photosystem I reaction center subunit N, chloroplastic-like. The transcript is spliced from 3 exons. The record is from RefSeq and is a predicted model, not a curated record. Lineage: Eukaryota; Viridiplantae; Streptophyta; Magnoliopsida; Solanales; Convolvulaceae. Bases 74 to 595 code for a protein of 173 amino acids. Gene Ontology annotation, biological process: photosynthesis. Gene Ontology annotation, cellular component: chloroplast photosystem I.
AGUUUAUUUUUGCUUUCUCCAAAAUACCAGGUAAGAAUUAAUUCAUUCUCCAAAUAGCAGCUAGCUAGCAACAAUGGCUGCCACGAACUCUAGUGUGUUGGCAUGCAGCAGCUAUGCCCUAUCAGGUGCUGCUUCAUCUGAGCUGAUCGCAAAGCAUGCUUCAAUGGCGGCAACCCCAAUCUCAACUACUUCUUCUUCCAAGCUCCCUGCCGCAAUCAAGUGUCAGAAACAAGAAGUGAGAUCUGUAGUGGAGACUGCAAAUGGGAUUAAUGGCAGAAGAGCUGCCCUUCUUGGCCUUGCAGCUGCCCUUUUUGCCACUUCUUCUUCUGCAAAUGCUGGUGUCAUUGAGGACUAUCUUGAGAAAAGCAAAGCCAACAAGGAAUUGAAUGACAAGAAGAGACUGGCCACAAGUGGUGCAAACUUUGCAAGAGCAUACACUGUUCAGUUUGGCACUUGCAAGUUCCCUGAAAACUUCACUGGCUGCCAAGACCUUGCCAAACAAAAGAAAGUGCCAUUCAUCAGUGAUGACUUGGAGUUGGAAUGCGAAGGGAAGGACAAAUACAAGUGUGGUUCCAAUGUUUUCUGGAAAUGGUGAAGUGUGUAAGCUAAGAAUGUAUGUAUUUAUAUACUCUUCCUUUCAUAAUGGAACAUGUACCUAUUCUUUCAUGGAAAAUCUGUAA